AUAUCUUCAACGUUAUCUUGACCAUUCUUACAAACCAAAAUUAAACCGUAGCAAUAUAGAAUUGCCAAAAAAAUACCAUGAAACUAAACAUGGUAAUAGAAAUAAACAAUUGUUGCAACAAAGCCAACAGCAACAACGAUAUGGUAUAAAACAAUACCAUCAAAGGAUGGAACAAGUUUGUGAGGUAAAAUUAGGAAUUUCUCACAAACUUCAACAACAACAACAGAAAAUUAGACUUUUGUUGGCAGCUGUAUCGAUGGGACAGCAAAACAAUAAUAAAAGUAACAAAAGAGGUCGUGAUAUUUAA
This is a messenger RNA of Diversispora eburnea, 307 nucleotides long. NCBI's taxonomy places the organism in Eukaryota, Fungi, Glomeromycota, Glomeromycetes, Diversisporales, Diversisporaceae. The record is from the annotation of a GenBank genome assembly.